CAAUAGCAGGUCGUCAUGGCAACCAGAAUGUCAUGGCAACCUUGUGACGCUCAAGAGCAGGAACCUCCUGCUCCAAGUAGAAACUCGGCGGAAAGUAAUGCACACAAACGGACUGAAGCCGAGAAACAUCUGGGAACCUUCACUGACACUUUUCUGAACAGCAGCUUCUCGAUGCAUUUAACAAGGCCAAAGUCCUCCAAAGGGCGAAGCAGACCGGCCGUAAACAGCAGCAGCUCCCUGUAUGCAGGUGAAGUAGGUAGUGUCCAGAGACCGCCCAGUUCUCCUGCGUGCAGCGGGCCGGACAGAAACCUCCGAUCCCGGUCUCAGCCUACAAUGUGGCCGCCUAGCCAGCUGAGCCAGGACCAGGUCUUUCACAUGCUGCAACACGCUCCUGCAGCUCCGCCACAGUCCCUGAACAAGUACAAGGUCCUUCCAUCCAUAGAGAGGAGGCGUUCAGAGGUGAGUCCAGGGACGACCCUGGAUAAAAACAUGUCCAGGCUCAGUCUGUCGGAUGAUGCUGUGACCCAGACCUGCAGAUCCGAAGGGGACCUCCGAGCCUGGCCAAAGUGCCCCGACGCAGCGCCAAAAGCAGCCGAAGAGGCCAGAGGCAGGGGCAGUCUGCUGCUGGCUGUCAGAGCACCAUGUGGUAGAAGGUUUCAGCAGCACUUUGACCCCAUAGACACUCUGCACACGGUGAGGAGCAGCGCAGAGGUCAGGUAUGGAGACAGGUACGCAGAGGCUUUCAUAGAGACCAUGGAUGUGCCCCGCAGAACCUUCACAGACCUGGACAUGACUCUGGCACAGUGUGGCAUCGUGAACAGAUCAGUGCUGUGCAUCUCUCAGAAUAAUGACAGCGAGGUGGAACAUGAGUGAGCUGUGUGGUGGUAUUUAACACCCCGUUCAUUCACAAAUACUAUCUGACUUUCAAUGUGCGUAAUGGUGUAUGUGCAGUUUUAUAUGCGGUUUUUAUAUUAUUCUGCUGUACCACGUUUCCGUUAAAUCAGUUAAAAACAUGAAUGUAUAAGCCAAACAUGAUCCAAAUCUGCUGCUUACACAAGUACAACAUAAGUUUAAUCCUCCAGUGCAUAAACACAAAGGAUCUACGUUACUCUGUAGUUUAAGACUAUUUCAGAUAGAUUUUGUUAAAAUGGAGUUAUGAACCUCUCAAGUGUUGGGUUACUAAAUAUAUAUUUGGACACUGUUCACACAAUAAAAUCACUGCAUUGUGUGAACAAUUAAUUUUUAUACACUACCGUUCAAAAGUUUGUGGUCACUUACAAAUGUUAAUUUUGAAAGAAAAACUUUUUUUUUCAAUGACAAUAACAUUAAAUGAUUCAGAAAUACAGUCAAGGCAUUGUUAAUGUGGUAAAUGACUACUCUAGCAGGAAACAGCUGAUUUUUACCGGACUAUCUCCAUAGGGGUACAGAGGCCCAUCUCACUAACCAUCUCUCCUGUGUUCUAAUGCUACAUCAUGUUAGCUAAUGGUGCUGAAAGGUGAAUGAUUGGAAAACCCUUGUACAAUUAUACUAGCAGUUAAAAGCGUGAAUUUUUAUGGAAAACAUGAAAUAGCCCUGCUGAGUCAAAUUUUUUGGAACGGUAGCAUAUGUAUUAUAGAACUUGGGAUGCUCCAUAAGGAUGUUUUCUGAGGAAAAAAAUAUUUGACUUAAAUUUUUAAAAAAAACAACCAAAAGUUCAUUCAUUCGACACUGAAUUAAUUCAGUGACUAAAUCAAACAAAAACUCAAGGCAAUCCUGUAUGCUUUUAAAUAAUUACAGCCACAUUAUCACACUCCGUUUGCUACACCACACAAGUUUUACCAAAUGGUGAGGAAAAAAAGCAAAAUAAACUCUUGGAUUUGCUGAAUUAACAGCGGAAUGAUCACAAUAUGCUUUCACUAUAAAAGUGAGAAAUCAGAGUCUUGUUUUUCCUGGCACUAUUUUCUUUGUGGUUUAUAACUGCCAAAUAAAAUAGUUUCUCACGA
This is a messenger RNA of Acanthochromis polyacanthus (spiny chromis), 1982 nucleotides long. RefSeq names its product UBX domain protein 10 (gene ubxn10). The record is from RefSeq and is a predicted model, not a curated record. NCBI's taxonomy places the organism in Eukaryota, Metazoa, Chordata, Actinopteri, Pomacentridae. The coding region runs from base 16 to 873 and encodes 285 amino acids. The transcript has 2 exons. Gene Ontology annotation, molecular function: protein binding.